AACUGCUGGAUUGUGAUUGGAUUGCUCAUUGGAAAUUCAUUGUCACUUAGCUGUGUCUUGUGUAUUAUCAGACCAGCCUUUGAGAGGCUGAAAAACAACAUGUUUGUAUUGUCUCAAGAAAUAAGAUUGAACAAAAUAUAAGAUGGAACCCUAAAGAUAAUUAGGUUACUGAUGUUAAAAUGCCCAAAGUGUCACAAACUGGAGCAGGAACAACACACACCUGCAGAUAAUUGAGAAUCAGCUGGUAUCUGCUGUAAAAACUACUUCAGUGUGAGCACUGCUCUAAGAUGGACCUGUAUUUCACUAAAACAACUUCAGUGACUUAUACCUAGAACUGCACUUCUACUCUGUGUGUGGGACUCAACUCCUCUGACUCUCCAACAAACAAAAUGCAGAACAGGACAGAGAAGUUUGGGGCUCAGCUGCCUCUCUUUGCUCCAGCCAGCAGCUCUCAGCAGCAUCUGUUCAGGAAGAGCACCACCUACCUGGCUAAGAUUGCCGUUAUCCUCCAAGACGCUCCCGGCAAGAUGCUCACUUUCACUCAGUUGAUGGACAGACUGGCACCAUUAAUCUCUGAAGACAGAAAAUCUGUUGAGAACAACAUCAGAGUUUGUUUAUCAACCAGCAAAUGUUUUGUCAAGGUCCCGGUGGUCCCAGAGUCACUGGACAGUAAGAGAAACUACUGGAAACUGGACCCCAAUCAGAUCACAGCAAAGAUGGUGCGUCGUCACUUCAAAGGAAUCCUGCAGAACUUCCCUGAGUUGGCCUCCAAAGUGGAAAUGGAAAACACCAGCAGACCAUCAGAGCACCGCUCAGCUCUCCACUCUCCUGAACCUGCGGCCUGCAAAGCUGUUCAGAUCAGAUGUGAGGUGAAGUUCAGCAGUCCCUUCUCAAUUGAGUCCCUCCUGAAGAGAGACAGUCCCUCUGCUCGGGCCUCCAGAGCUUCUCCUCUGUCCAGCGUGCCGGUCAGAGUGGAGCAGCAGCCUCGGUCCACACUCGGACACAGAGUUGGGACAAAGAGGAGCUUCAGCUGGGACUCUGAGGAGCCUCUCCUCCUUCAAGCUUCAGCUGGAAGUUCCCCCAUCUGCUCAACAGGGGGCAGCACUCACCAUGAACUCACUGCUAAUGGAGCCACUGAGCCCUUCAAGAGGAUGCAUGUGUGCA
This is a messenger RNA of Micropterus dolomieu (smallmouth bass), 1164 nucleotides long. RefSeq names its product forkhead box protein H1-like. Lineage: Eukaryota; Metazoa; Chordata; Actinopteri; Centrarchiformes; Centrarchidae. Gene Ontology annotation, biological process: regulation of transcription by RNA polymerase II; anatomical structure morphogenesis; cell differentiation. Gene Ontology annotation, molecular function: DNA-binding transcription factor activity, RNA polymerase II-specific; RNA polymerase II cis-regulatory region sequence-specific DNA binding. The record is from RefSeq and is a predicted model, not a curated record.